CAUGAGUUUGGAAGAAAAAGGCAAGUUUAUACCUUUUCAUAUUGCUUUAGACAAUAAAAAUGGAACUUUAAAGAAAGUUUUAGAGGAUAAUCCUUUAGCUUUCUCUAGUAUUCUUCGUCGUGUUGAAUCAAAUUCAAAAGGUAUUAGGAAUAUGAUAAAACUAGCUAAUUAUCAACAUUAUUUCUACACUGAUGUUAAAACUGAUCCAAAUCCUACUGAUUUCUUCUACUUUUACAAGAAAAACUAUUGGCCAAUCAUUAGCUUAUUAAUUAAGAAUGAUAAUCCAAGAAAUUUAAGAUUAUUCCUUGAUAAAAUCAACUUGGACGAAGCUAACUUUUGGAGAUCUAGCGUAAUUAAUGGCCUUCUAUUUUAUUCUUGUAAAAGUAUGUGUUUCCAAUCGACAAAGUAUCUUUUGAGUAGAUAUACUUUUGAUUUUCGAUCGUAUAUGGAAGACAGGAGGAUUGGUGUUAUAGACUGUCUAAAAUCGAUAUUUGAGAAUGAAAAAAUUUACAUAUUAGAAAUGAUCAUACAAAAAAGUAAUUUAAAAAGCAGGAAAACCUAUUGCUUUAGAUUAUUUAAAGCCUGUAUGCUCUCUUUAAUGAAGGUGGAACAUUUCCGGAUAUUGUGGGACUAUCUAGCUGAGAAAGACGAUAAACGAACUGUCGAAGAAUUGAUUGACAUCAGUUUAGAGUACGAUAGGCCAGAUAUUUUUGAUUUUCUAAUAAAUGACAGGAAGAAUUCAUUUAAAUUGAUUAUUGACUCUUAUUUUUAUCAAUGGUAUAACGAUCUGAGACACGAAAAUCAGAGUAGAUCUAUUGGUAUCUAUUUAGUACGACACUAUUCUGACAAGCUCAUACAAUUUAUAGAAAAGGACUUUACGAAUGAUGCAGAAGACCUUUGUGAUGUUGCAGUUUAUAAUUUCAGAUUGCCUGGAAAUAGCUUUAAAGAGUUGGAGGUAUACUUAAGUAUUGGAACUUUUAGAAGAUCCUUUGCUAAGAAACUAUAUCUAACUAUUCUUCGCCAAUGGUUUAAAGGAAUAUCACAUAAUUUUCAUUCGGAUGAUAGAGCAAUAAGAUUAAUGAGAUUAUCUAAUCUAUUGAUGAAAUUUUCGCAAAUGUAUAAAUUAUCUUUAGAGCCAUUUUCUAAAUUAUUCUUCAAGUAUUGCUUUAAAAAACUAUCAAUCGAAGAAGAAUAUUUGGAUGAAUUUUUAAAAUUCGCUAAAUAUACAUAUGCAUUACUUAUAAAACAUGGUUGUUUAUUUAACUCAUACGUACGAUAUUUAAAUGAUAAGGAGUUAUCAAAGCUUAUGUGGUUAGGACUAAAUGGUAACAUUAGUCCAAAACGCAAAUGGUUAAACGACAACGGAUUACCAACAAUUAAAUCUCUAUGUCUUUUAAGCUCCUAUGUAGUUAGGAAACACAUAAAAAGACCAUUUUCUGGGAGUUUAGAUAAUCUAUUUGGUAAUAACUGGAUUCUAAAAGAUGCUAUUAAUUUUGGUAGUUUACUUGAAAAUUUUUUAAAUAUAGACCUAAACGAAGGGAAUGACAAAGUAACAAUAAAAUCAUUAGACUAUAUAUAUGAAGAGAAUGAUUCAUGCUACAAUUGUCCGAUUUCGAUACCAGAGCAUCUUAGAUCCGAAAAUUAUGUUGAACCUUGCUACGAAAUAGACGCACAGAAUUUUAGAUAUUGAGUUUGUCAAACUGUUUGUUUCAAAUAAAAAUAUAAUAUAUACUAUAAACGUUGUGCAAUAUUCUUCGUAACUUUAAAAAGUCGAUCACCUUGUCAAUUAAGUUUAAAUUUACGUUUAUUAAUAAUUUAUUGCUGAGUUGUAAUUGACGACCUUACAGUUUUACAGCCAAAUUGAAACAAAUCCAGUAUCUAACAUUUCAUUUCGACCUUGAAAGAGUUUGCAUUCCUUCGAACGACUGCCCUUGGAUACUUUGAAUUUCUUUACCUUCAUUAAUCGAUCUUUGUUUUUGUUCUUUUCAAAUAAUGUAUGUUAUGUUUAGAAACGAAUAUAUAAUUUUAGCCUUCUUUCUAUUUAAACAAGUUGUAAAUACUUGCUUAUAUGUACUUAUAUAUAAAUA
Molecule: messenger RNA, 2087 nt
Organism: Dimorphilus gyrociliatus
Lineage: Eukaryota; Metazoa; Annelida; Polychaeta; Dinophilidae
Source: the annotation of a GenBank genome assembly